AUUGCCCUGUCCGUUGCCCCGGGUGGAUGUGGGGCUUCUGGGGGGCGGCUGCCGGCUCGCUGCCUCUUCUGAUCGCGGGGAUUUUAUUUCAUCUGGAGCAUUCACCGACCGUGGAGCUGCCGAGGAUGGCAAAAGAUAUUCAGGCGCAAGACGAGGCCUUCAGGAGCAUGAACAGAACCUGCUUUAUCCUCGGAGCCACCGGAGAGACCGGCAAGGAGCUGCUGAAGGAGAUCGUCGGUCGCCGGCUGUUCAGUAAAGUUACGGUCAUCGGACGCAGGAAGUUACCGUUCCAAGAUGAGACCUACGAGGACGUGGUCCAGGAAGUGGUUGACUUCGAGAAGCUGGAGGAUCACGCAGCCGCCUUUCAGGGUCACGACGUUGGAUUCUGCUGUUUGGGGACGACGAAAGCAAAAUCCGGUGAGGCCGGCUUCAUCCGCGUCGACCACGACUACGUCCUAAAGUCGGCACAGCUGGCCAAAGCCGGCGGCUGCAAACACUUCAACCUGGAGUCCACCAAGGGGGCAGAUAAGAGGAGCUCUUUCCUCUAUCUGAGGGUCAAGGGGGAAGUGGAGGCCGAAGUCGAGGAGCUGGACUUUGAGCGAUAUUCUAUCUUCAGACCGGCCGUUUUGCUGUGUGACAGACAAGAGUCUCGGCCCGCGGAGUGGAUAGCCAGGAAGAUGCUGGCUCCCGUAUCAUACGUGUUCCCCACCGCGUUCUCCGUGCCCGUUAGCACCCUGGUAAAGGCCAUGCUCAAUAACGCCGUCUUCCAGAGCGAUAAGAAGACGGAGCUGCUGGAGAACAAAGCUAUUCACUCGCUGGGGAAGCUGCAGGAGACGAAGGGUUAAUCAGUGCCUUCCACCCAUUGGUUCGCUUAGGGAAGAACGUGUAUGAUGGUAAAAGCCGCUUCGCGGGGUAACGCGGGCGCCCCGCAGAAAUACUCCGCUGUGGGGUAAAACGCCAUGUCCCAAGCUUAACGGGGGCAGUUAUUGUCACGGAUGCCCGUAAUUACCCCAACAUUUUGCUUCGGUGUGGUUUCUAAUAUUAAAACACAUUAACCCCUGCUGCCUGUGACGUGAUUACUGUGUGGUGCUGCAAGCAAUAAAGGUGACACUGAAUUGA
This is a messenger RNA of Spea bombifrons (plains spadefoot toad), 1119 nucleotides long. It is a transcript of the gene HTATIP2, whose product is annotated as HIV-1 Tat interactive protein 2. Gene Ontology annotation, biological process: import into nucleus. NCBI's taxonomy places the organism in Eukaryota, Metazoa, Chordata, Amphibia, Anura, Pelobatidae. The transcript has 6 exons. Bases 27 to 845 code for a protein of 272 amino acids. Gene Ontology annotation, cellular component: cytoplasm. The record is from RefSeq and is a predicted model, not a curated record.